ACCGGAGCGAUCCUCCAGCCAGGACGAGACACAAUAAAACACCACAACUCUCCGUCUCCUCAUCACCGCACUGCAACACUGCAACAUGCUCUCCAUGUCCGACUUUGCUUCUUGUGGCAGCUAUGAGGGGUGCAGGGCCACGGCGGACUGGCUGCUGUCCAACACGCAGGUUCGACCGACCGUGGGGAUCGUGUGCGGGUCGGGUCUGGGGGGGCUGGCCGAGAUGCUCAAAGACCCUCAGGUCUUCAAGUACAGCGACAUUCCCAACUUCCCCAGCAGCACAGUGCACGGCCAUGCCGGUCAGCUGGUGUUUGGGACACUAAAAGGGAAGCCGUGUGUUUGCAUGCAGGGCAGGUUCCACCUUUAUGAAGGAUAUCCUAUCCAGAAGAUCACGCUGCCCAUGCGCGUCUUCAAGCUGAUGGGCGUGGAGACCAUGUUCCUGACCAAUGCCGCGGGGGGGCUCAACCAGGACUACAAGGUGGGCGACGUGAUGAUCAUCAAGGACCACAUCAACAUGCCCGGAUUCGCUGGCAUCAACCCGCUGGCUGGACCCAACGACGACAGGUUCGGCGUCCGCUUCCCCUGCAUGUCUGAUGCCUACGACCGGGAGCUGCGGCAGAUGGCGCACGACGUGGGGGCAGAGCUGGGCUACGCAGACUUCCUGCGGGAGGGCGUCUACUGCGUGCUCGGAGGCCCUUCCUUUGAAACCAUCGCCGAAUGUCGCAUGCUGCACAAAUUAGGCGCCGACGCUGUCGGGAUGAGCACGGCCCACGAGGUGAUCGUGGCCCGGCACGCCGGCAUGCGCUGCUUCGCUCUGUCGCUGAUCAGCAACCAGGCGGUGAUGGACUACGACAGCCCGCAGAAGGCCAACCACGAGGAGGUCCUGGAGACGGGCCGGCUGAGGGCCAAGCAGCUGGAGAAGCUGGUGUCGGCCAUGGUGGCGCGGCUCCACAACGACAACAACAACUCCUUCUAGACGGAGCUCUAACCGACUGUCUGUUGCACCGCUAACGUAACCUUAUUUUAGUCUUAAACCUGCAGGUCAAAGUUAUGAGUUGAGUAUGUUUUUGUAGCACAAAUUGAAAGAUGUAUUAUCUGACAUGUAGUUUCUCGACUCUGCUCGUUUCACUCCUCUCCUCGAUGUUUACAUUUGAAUCAUUCGUUUUCUGAUAAAAUCUGACAGCGGCUCACUGGGGUCGUGUAAUACUGAAGCAGCAUCUCCAAGCAGUUUUUAAUUCCAUUAUCCAAAUAUUUUUGUUUCAGUUCUUUCACGUGUCCUAAUAUUAAAACAAAACUGUCAUUUUUUAUUUUAUUUUUUUUAAAUCAUUUUUAUUGACUUGGACCAACUUGUUCGUGAAAUUGUGACUAUUGUAAUGAGGUGUAAAAUAUUCUAAAAUAUUUAUAUGAAGUGUAUUUAAGACGUGUUUUUGUUUGUUUUGAGAAGUUACUGCGUAGUAAUGAAGGGAAGAGGUCAAAUAGUUACCAAAGAAUGUAAAUCCCAUCAAAAAGUCUGGAUACUUUGUGUUUUACACUCUGUUCUUUUUUUAGGCACUUAAUUAGAUACUGUAAAAAAACACUGAAUAAAAUUCUAAAAUAAAGGCACAUGGUGCACUGAAA
This is a messenger RNA of Cololabis saira (Pacific saury), 1617 nucleotides long. Its product is annotated as purine nucleoside phosphorylase-like. Gene Ontology annotation, biological process: nucleoside metabolic process. Gene Ontology annotation, molecular function: purine-nucleoside phosphorylase activity. The record is from RefSeq and is a predicted model, not a curated record. Gene Ontology annotation, cellular component: cytoplasm. NCBI's taxonomy places the organism in Eukaryota, Metazoa, Chordata, Actinopteri, Beloniformes, Belonidae. Bases 86 to 976 code for a protein of 296 amino acids. The transcript has 6 exons.